Messenger RNA from Mesoplodon densirostris (Blainville's beaked whale), 1822 nucleotides. It is a transcript of the gene TMEM158, whose product is annotated as transmembrane protein 158. The record is from RefSeq and is a predicted model, not a curated record. Lineage: Eukaryota; Metazoa; Chordata; Mammalia; Artiodactyla; Ziphiidae. The transcript has a single exon. The coding region runs from base 304 to 1185 and encodes 293 amino acids. Gene Ontology annotation, molecular function: peptide binding.
GAGCCGAGUCGGGGAAUCCUGCUCCCGGCGAGCGCAGGGCCCAGCAGAACCGCCCAGCCGUCCGAGGGCUCCCGCGUCGGGGGCGGCGGGGAACCCCAGACACCGCUGGGCCGGGAGGGAGCCCCGCGCCAAGCGAGCCGCCUUCACUGCCUCCGCGCCGCCCCCGCGGGCUGAGGGGGGCCCGACGCGUCUUCACUCCGCCCGCCGCCAGUCCCCGCAGUCCCGCCGUCCGCUCGCCGGCUCGUCUCCCGCGCGCCAUGCAGCCACCGCCUGCCCUGCGCGCGUAGGCGCCCGCCACAGGCCAUGCUGCCCCUGCUCGCCGCGCUGCUGGCCGCCGCCUGCCCGCUGCCGCCCGCCCGCGGCGGAGCCGCGGACGCGCCGGGCCUCCUCGGGGCGCCCCUCAACGCCUCGGUCAACGAGUCGUCUGUGGACGAGCCUGCCGCCCCGCGGCUGCUGGCCUCGGCUGCGCCCGGGGCCCCCGAGCGCCCCGGCCCGGAGGAGGAGGCGGCGGCGCCGUGCAACAUCAGCGUGCAGCGACAGAUGCUGAGCUCGCUGCUCGUGCGCUGGGGCCGCCCGCGGGGCUUCCAGUGCGACCUGCUCCUCUUCUCCACCAACGCGCAUGGCCGCGCCUUCUUCGCCGCCGCCUUCCACCGAGUCGGGCCGCCGCUACUUAUCGAGCACCUAGGGCUGGCGGCGGGCGGCGCGCAGCAGGACCUGCGCCUCUGCGUGGGCUGCGGCUGGGUGCGCGGCCGCCGCCCCGGCCGCCUCCGGCCCGCCGGCGCCACCGCCGGGACGCCCACCGCGCUGCCCGCCUACCCCGCGGCCGAGCCCCCCGGGCCGCUGUGGCUGCAGGGAGAGCCGCUGCAUUUCUGCUGCCUGGACUUCAGCCUGGAGGAGCUGCAGGGCGAGCCGGGCUGGCGGCUGAACCGCAAGCCCAUCGAGUCCACGCUGGUGGCCUGCUUCAUGACCCUGGUCAUCGUCGUGUGGAGCGUGGCCGCCCUCAUCUGGCCGGUGCCCAUCAUCGCCGGCUUCCUGCCCAACGGCAUGGAGCAGCGCCGGACCACCGCCAGCGCCGCCGCCGCCGCCCCCGCCGCCGUACCCGCUGGGACCACCGCCGCCGCCGCUGCAGCCGCCGCCGCCGCCGCCGCCGCCGCGGCCGUCACCUCGGGGGCGGCGACCAAGUGACCCGCCCCACUCCUCCCCUUGUCCUCCCUAUGUCCGCGCUCUCGGUGCCUUUCCCGCCGGGAGACUCGGCCGGUGUGCUUCGUGCAGUAGUGACCGUUAGUUCUUCCGGGGAGGGGUCCGCGGAAGAGGCCCCAGCGUGUGGGAAAAGCCAGGUUUGUGCCGCGCUUCUGGCUCCCAAAAGCAGAUGCAAGCCCUUGCUCUGCAGGGUGAGAUCCGCAGCUUGGAAGAUGGAGAGAGGGAAAUGGGGCCCUUUCCCCUCUUUGCGUCCCCCUGCCCUCCUUCCUCCCCGCACCCACGUGCCCUAUAUUCAUGGCAGAAAAUGACCAAAUCCUGUGUAUUUGUUUUAUAUAUUUAAUAACUGUUUUAAAUGAAAGUUUUAGUAAAAAAAAUCAAAUUGCUAUUGCAGUAGUAAGGGAAGCUCUUUGUAUCUGAACAUAGUAUUUGAAGUUUGUUGUUUUUUAAUUUAUUUAAAAGGGGGAGGAGGCAUGGGAAUGAUUUAACACUGAUAUAUUGUUACCGCUGAAAAUGAACUUUAUUAACCUUUUUCCAAGUCGAUCUAUCCAGUGACGUGGUCAGAUGGGCGUUUCUUCUUGUACUUCUGUGUUUUUUUGGCUUUUAAUACAGACAUUUUCCUCCA